Messenger RNA from Phacochoerus africanus (Common warthog), 2929 nucleotides. RefSeq names its product antigen WC1.1-like. Gene Ontology annotation, cellular component: membrane. The coding region runs from base 37 to 2808 and encodes 923 amino acids. The transcript has 14 exons. Lineage: Eukaryota; Metazoa; Chordata; Mammalia; Artiodactyla; Suidae. The record is from RefSeq and is a predicted model, not a curated record.
AGCUGGGACUUUGACCUUGGUGACCUGGGAGUCAGGAUGGCUCUGGACAGACACCUCUCUCUUCAGGGACUCUGCUUCCUCCUGGUCAUCAUGGUGGGGGGUCAAGCUCUGGAGCUGAGGCUGAAGGAUGGACGCCACCGAUGUGAGGGGAGAGUGGAAGUGAAGCACCAAGGAAUAUGGGCCUCAGCAUAUAUUCAGUACUGGUUCAUCGAGGAUGCAGAAGUGGUGUGCGAAGAACUGGGAUGUGGACCUGCUAUUGAUGCUCCCAGAGGGUCUUAUUUUGGACCAAGGCUUGGUCCUAUUUGGGUUUUCUUUGUUAACUGCAGCAAUGCAGAGCCAGAAUCACCUUUCACUAUCCAUAAUUGUGUUCAUUCUGAUUUCAAAAACUAUAAUCAUACCUACUCUCAUGACCAGAGUAUUGGAGCAAUCUGCUCAGGAUUCGUGCGUCUAGCUCAAGGGAAUGGACCCUGUUCAGGGCGAGUAGAAGUGCAUUCUGGAGAAGACUGGAUGCCAGUGUCUGAUGGGAACUUCACAUUCCCCACCGCCCAGGUCAUCUGUGCAGAGCUGGGAUGUGGCAAGGCUGUGUCUGUCCUGGGUCAGAGGCCCCUCAGAGAGUCAGAUGACCAGGUCUGGCCUGAAGAGUUCAGGUGUAAGGGGGAGGAGUCCGUGCUCUGGUCCUGCCCCAGAGUGCCCUGUCCAGGAGGCACUUGUCACCACAGUGGAGCUGUUCAAGUUGUCUGUUCAGUGUACUCAGAAGUCCGGCUCAUGAGAAAUGGCACCUCUCAGUGUGCGGGGCGAGUGGAGAUGAAUAUUUCUGGAGGAUGGAGAACACUCUGUGCCUCCCACUGGACCACGGCCAAUGCCAAUGUUGUCUGUCGUCAGCUCGGCUGUGGAGUCGCCCUCUCCACCCCGAAGGGAGCAGAGGGAGGUGAUCAGAUGUGGAAAGCCCGAUUUCACUGCUCUGGGGCUGAGUCCUUCUUGUGGAAUUGCCCUGUGACUGCCCUGGGUGUUCCUGACUGUGCCCAUGGAAACACAGCCUCUGUGAUCUGCUCAGGAAACCAGACCCAGGUGCUGCCUCAGUGCAAUGACUCCCUGUCUGAACCAGCAGGCUCUGCAGCCUCAGAGGAGAGCACCUCCAGCUGCUCAGACAGCAGACAGCUGCGCCUGGUGGAUGGAGAGAGUUAUUGCUCAGGGAGAGUGGAGAUCCUUCACCAGGGCUCCUGGGGCACCGUCUGUGAUGACAGCUGGGACCUGGACGAUGCGCACGUGGUGUGCAGGCAGCUGGGCUGUGGAGAUGCCAUCAGUGCCCCAGGGUCUGCUCACUUCGGGGCGGGCUCAGGACGCAUCUGGCUGGAUGACGUGAUCUGUACAGGAAAGGAGUCCCACGUAUGGCAGUGCCCUUCCCGGGGCUGGGGGCAGCACAACUGCAGACACAAGGAGGAUGCAGGGGUCAUCUGCUCAGAGUCCCUGGCCCUCAGGAUGGUGAGCGAGGACCAAGAGUGUGCCGGGUGGCUGGAAGUUUUCUACAACGGGACCUGGGGCGGCGUCUGCCGCAGCCCCAUGGAAGACAUCACCUUGUCCAUGAUCUGCAGGCAGCUUGGCUGUGGGGACCGUGGAACCCUCAACUCUUCUGUUUCUCUUAGGGAAGGUUCUAGACCCCGGUGGGUGGAUAGAAUCCAGUGUCGGAAAACUGAUCGCUCUCUCUGGGAGUGUCCUUCUGACCCUUGGAAAUAUAGUUCAUGUUCUUCAAAGGAGGAAGCCUAUGUCUCCUGUGCAGGAAGGAGACCCAAGAGCUGCCCAACUGCUGCCCCCUGCACAGACAAAGAGAAGCUGCGACUCAGGGGAGGAAACAGCGUGUGCUCAGGGCGAGUGGAGGUGUGGCACAGCGGCUCCUGGGGCACAGUGUGUGAUGAUUCCUGGAGCCUGGCAGAGGCCGAGGUGGUGUGUCAGCAGCUGGGCUGUGGCCAUGCCCUGGAAGCCCUGCGGGAUGCGGCAUUUGGCCCCGGAAGUGGGAGCAUCUGGCUGGACGAGGUGCAGUGCAGGGGCAGGGAGUCCUCCCUGUGGGACUGUGCUGCGGGGCCCUGGGGGCAGAGCGAUUGCAAGCACGAGGAGGACGCUGGAGUGAGGUGCUCUGGGAGUUUCCCUGUGCCCACGCCUUGUCCAACCCCUCUUGUCUUGUUCUCCGUAGGGGCCAGACCAGGCUCCAAUCCUAUCCCUGGCAUUUUUUCCCUUCCUGAGAUCCUCUGCCUCAUCCUGGGGGCUCUUCUCCUCCUGGUUGUCAUCGCCCUGGUGACUCAGCUGCUCAGGUGGAGAGCAGAGCGCAGAGCCUUAUCCGGCUUGGAAGGUGCUCUCGCUGAGGCCGUGUAUGAAGAGAUCGAUUACCUUGUAACCCCGAAGGAGGAUCUGCUGGGCAGCCCAGGGUUCCUAUCAGAUGACUCAGUGACCAAACUGCAGUAUUACACCGGGGAAGGUGAAGAGAACAGAGACUCCAGAUCUGCUCCAGAUGGUAGAGGAGAACCCUCAGCCCAGGGGGUUGAUGCCCCCAGUGAGGGUUAUGAUGAUGCUGAAGAGGUACCCGUGCCUGGGGCUCCUGCUGCCUCUCCGAUGGGCACCAGGGAAGUGCCUCCAGAAGAGGAGAGUGGGAUGCGGGCCUCUCAGACAGGCUCUUCUCUGAACUUCCCUAGAGAGGUGGCUGAUCCUGGGAAAGGAGAAGAUAACCCCUUGCUUCUCCAGAGGGAAAAGGGGGACCCUGAGUAUGAUGACGUUGAACUAAGUCCCCCUGGCGCCUCCAUGGUGGCUUUCCCAUGAUGUUGUAAUGAUAUGAGACGAAGACUCAGAUACUCUAAUGGCUUGUAUUUCAACAGUGUUUUGCUGACGUAUAAUUGUAUUAGAAUGAAACUGCUCAAAGUAAAAUGUUCUGAGUAAAGUA